AUGCCAAAUGAUCCUAAAAAGCUCUUAGAGAAUUUAUGUGACGGCCUCGAGAAAUUCCUCGGCUUCAACUCUGAGUCCAAAGGCUACGACGGCACUGGAAUUGUGUACUCCGACUUGGACAGGCUGUGUGACGGGGUGAUGGGAUUUUUGAGUGGUGUGCUUGGUGCGGUGAAAAACGAAAAUGAAGUGACAACUUAUGAUAAUUACAUCAGUGAACCUGAGAAAAGACUUAAUAAAGUACUAGAUGAGGUAACUAAAAAUAUUGGCUCCGGGCGUACUGGGCUUGUGGAGUCUGUCGGCGCGGUGAAGGGGUGGCUGGAGGGGUAUGAGAGGAAAACAAGUGACUUAACAAAUAAACUAAAUGAAGAAUUAACAACGCUAAAAGACAGCAAAAUUGUUGAAAAAAUGGGUGAAAUCAACAAUGUUCAGAAUCAAGGUUUAAACGCUAUGAAUAACGCUUUCAAGGAGGCUGUAAAAGCGUUAGGGACUGAGAUGAGGAAGCUUAAGAACAACAAAGAUGGGCAUUCAGGGUUAGAUAAUGCGUUAAAAAACAAGCUGGACAGUCCAAUGGGUAAAAUAGAGGCUGCGAUUGAUGUUUUAAAAAAGUCGUCAGGUAAUGACGUUAUUGGGUGGCAGGCCAAGUUGGUGGAUGAGACUCUGAGGGAUGAAGAAAUCUCGAUGCUUAGGAAAAUAGCAGAUGAAUCUCAACAACUUCAAGUGAAAGUGGAUGGAGCAUUUAUAAAUACAUUGAAGGAAACGUAUCGAAUGCGUGAGUGUAAGAGAGAACAUAUAUCUGCUGUUAAGAAUAGGUUAGGGGAUGCGCAGAAAUUUCUGGUCGAAAAUUUUGACAGUCAGUAUACGUACAAAAUUUGGGGGUAUUUUAACGAGAUACGAAAUAAAGUAAAACAUCUCUACAACAAUUUGGCAACAAUUAGGUUGCGAAUGGUAGAGUUGCUUAGGGUAACGCAGGAAGAGUUUACGACUCUGAAAACUCAGGUUGGGAAUGGAUCAACGGACGGUUUAGUGAAGCACUGGGGUACGCUGAGAGAUGAGAUUACGACGCUUAUUAAUGGUGAAAUAGUUGGCGGGGAUAAUGGUAUUCGGCGUAUUAUUAGCGGAGUUGGCAUGUAUGCGGUUGGGUUUAACGGAAAGACCGCAUUGGGGAAUAUAGUUAAAGAGUGGAUGAGGGAAAUUCUAAAGCACGAACCAAUAAAAACUAACAUCGAUGCGUACGUACGUGGAAAUAAGAACGGUUUUAAUGGUAGUUUAGGACAUGACACCACGUCAAUCGUUUCUCACGUAACCUUAGUUAUUCAGGAGAAGAUUGCGGAUGCGCUGAAGCAAAUGAAGCCCAAUAUAUUGCUUGGAACUCAAUCCACAGUGGACGGAGAUCUGUCUGAAACUGUAAGGUAUCUCGAUAAGUUUGCAAGUGCAGUAACGGAGAACGAAAGCAACGUAAUAAAUCUAAUUGAGCAACAGCUUGGGGACGAUCAAGAGUUGCUUUUUUCUAAUGCGUCUACCUCCUCCUAUAAACCGUAUCUAGAUGAUGCAGUCAACGCUACUCUGACCGCUGUUGCCUCUGCCGCCAGGCAAGUUGCUUUACAACUGGAUAAAUUUAGAACGACUUCCAAGAUUGCCAAUCUAACACGGAUCAGAAAAAAUUUGGAAGCAAUCCCUUUGAAGCUUGGCGGCGAUGAUAACCCUAUAGGUCAACAAAUUACUAACGCAUUUGUCAUUGUGCAAAAAAAAAUUAACGAGCUUGAUAAAUAUCUAAUUGAUCAAACUGGAAAUGAAUCGCUUCAUAAUGCUGUCGGAAAUCUCAAGGAAGACGUGAUUGAUAAGCUCAACAUUCUUCAAAAUGGAAGGGGUGAGAAGGCGCUGGAUGACGAUGUUGUUAUUGAGAAGAAGACGGAUGAAGCAGAAAAUGCGAUGAAGGAGUUGAAGCAAGAAAUGACAAAGAAACUUGACGCAAUCCUAUCAGCAGUUGAUAAUGCCGAUUCAUACUUGGACAAAUACAUUAAUGAAGUUGAGAACACUAUUCGUAACGGCGGUCAGGAUUUGACACAACAAAUCGCCAAAGGUAAGCAACACCUUACCGAUGAAACAACUAAAGCGUUUAAAGAACUCACCAAAAAUAUCAGAACACUGUUCGCUACCCAAAAGAUUGCCGACCUGAAUUCUCUCAAGGAAUUGGUUGGUGCGCAGCACGUAGAAAUCAUGAAAUUAAUUGACGAGGACAAAAUCAGUGGUACGAAAGGUCUGCUAAACAAAAUUGAAACGUGGUUCCCACAACAUGGUACACCCAUCCUUUUCAAGACUCCAUUGUCUUAUGAAUCAGUCACAACGGAGUUCAAGUAUUUAUUGGACUCUCUCCUCGAGUACACUGAGGAGCAGGUUAAGACACCGUAUAAAACUCCCCUUAAGCCUGCCGAGAAUGAUAAUUCUAUCAAAGUGUAUGACGUAAAAUAUUGUGCCGACAAGCUACUUAGUCAAUUAACCUUCUCGAAUCACUUUGAUCAAGUCUUUAGUGAUAACCUAACCGCGCUGAGAAAGCAACUCACCACUUUCACCCCCUCCAAGUUCAACGGCAUUCACAACCCCGCGUUGGCAGAUGCCUUACGUGCCGGUCUGACUGAUUGCUGUGGUCAGCUCAACCACGCCUACGUUAACAGCUACUCCGGCCUGACCGUCGAGUGGUCUAAGAGAAUUAACGGCAAACCUCAAUUGACCGACGACGCCGACCGGUGCGCCAAGCUUUUCCUUACUUGCUUGUCCACUCUGUUUGAAUACCUCAGCAAGCUGAUGAAUGAGUGUCAAUACGCUUGGAUUUCUCAAAUAAUUAAUUCAAAGACAGAUCUCGGAAAAUGGUUCGGGCAGUGCGGCUUCCGUGUUUCCACGUCUGACGCAAACCGGGACGGUGAGUUGAGGAACACUUCGGAAUUGCAGGGCCGCCACCUCAUACGCCUGCUUAUUAAAGAUGAUAAAGUGUUCAACAAAUAUUAUGUCGGAAAUCUAAACGACAUCUAUAAUAGUCUGCAGACGUAUCUCCGUGUCUGCCACCUCACUCCCCGCCCUAAGCCUAGGUCACCGUGCAGCGUGUACGACAUGCUCUGCUGGCUGACUGGCCUCACUUACAGAUCGUACUACCAAGACGUAUCGCUUAACAGCUUCAAUGAUUUGCUCGACAAACCUGAAAGAUCAGACGACGCUUUUGAGGUAGACGGUAUCUCUCUUGAAAUCCAAACUGCCAAAUCCUUGGUGGCGUAUCCCCAAACCAUCACCGCCGCGAAUUUAACAGACGCCAUCACAGAAGUAUGCUACUACGCGGAAGAUGUAUUGAUCACCGUACUCGGCCACGGAGAUGCUGACUGCACGUACGCCGUUGAGCAUUCCAACAACUCACUCAACUUGUAUUAUCCGCCUCGCAGUGAGGACUGCCUUCAGAUGAUCAUCGAUGUGCUUCGAAGUAUGCUGCAGCCGCUCACAUUUUUGAAAAAGCAAUGCGCGCUGGAAACAAAAUAUUACGGUUGGCAGCAGUGUACGUAUGGCAGCGGGGUUCAGCCUUCCUGUUGGCAGUGCGGUGAGCACUCUUCCAUCUAUCCGUCGUCCAGUCACGAUUGUUCAGGCACGUCGCCCCUGCAGCUGUACCUGACUGACAGUCUAGGAGGCAUGUUGCCUCACAGUCUGAGUUCCAUCGGUUGCAAAUCGUCAUGUUCCACCUGCACCAAAUCGUCGCCUGGAAUGCCAUGUUUGACUCCCCUCGGAUUCAGCCGUUUCUCGAGAGGUACGCGCACAGGCAAAGACCUAAGCAACGUGCUGACCAAAUUCCUAAGUAACGACCAUGUUACGUGCCUGCUCACGCUGGUCCCCAAACCGCCAUCCACAUUGCCCGAACACUACGCUUUUGCCAUGUCGCUUGUUAAAGGAUUGCAAGGAACAGGUAAUCGUCCCGUACUUACAUGGGUAAACGAAUCCGUCCACAAACAAUCCAUUAAAUUAUACAACGCUGCUGAAAUUACAAACGCCUUGAAUAAAGCGUAUGGUAGCAGUGUUGAGAAUCAUGAACCUAAGAAGCAUCUACCUGCACUCACCGACUUGUCCAGCCUGUCGAUGAAAACGCCCUGUUCUGAUCAAGAUGUUCACUGCGCUCCAUACGUCGACUGCUUAUCUGCCAACUGCUAUAAAUUCAUGGCCAAGCAACACGCAAACCUGUAUCUUUCGUGGUCCAUAUAUCUGCCAUGGAAUCUCUGGAAUUAUCUAUGUUCUCUACUUGACGCAUUUGGAAGCAUCAACUGCAAAAGUUUCGGGUGCCCCGGAUGUUCAUGUAAACCAUCAUCUCACGGCACCAAACACAAUUGCAGAUGCAGAGCUCUCGUAUGUUGCCGUGCCGUGCUGCCCACAUUCUACAGAUACGGGUUUACAUUUAAGGACCCUCAAAAAUUGCUGGAUGGUAGACACAGGAAGCGUUGCAGUCAUUUCUACACUCAACUGGAGAGUGUAGUCAAAUCGACGUAUUUCACCAAACUAUUCGAUCAGUGCGAUAUGAUCUUGUGGAGAAUCCGUGAACCAUUCUCCUACCUUGUCCUCGCCCUCUGGCUCCUCUCUCUCCUCUACCUCCUCCACAUCAUGGUCAUCCGCCUAGACCUGCUCCACAUCAAAUCGCAUCUACAUAGUCCAUCAUCGCAUCGUAUAGCUGCUCAAUCACUACUGGCUGCAGCACGUGUUGGCAAGCUUAACAGGGUGUUUUAUCUGCAGCCAUAA
Messenger RNA from Babesia bigemina, 4761 nucleotides. RefSeq lists its product as hypothetical. The transcript has a single exon. Lineage: Eukaryota; Apicomplexa; Aconoidasida; Piroplasmida; Babesiidae. Bases 1 to 4761 code for a protein of 1586 amino acids. The record is from RefSeq and is a predicted model, not a curated record.